CCUGGUGGCGAUCGGAUGAAGAGAAGAGCCAGACGAGGAAGCAAGGAGGAGGGAUCAGGAGCAGUGGCGUGGUUUGACCGGAGUAAAGAGUUUAUUCUGGAUUCUGCGGACGCCUCCGUCACUGUUCAAUCGGAUGGUCUCUCUCUGGUCUUUAUUUGAUACCCAAAUCAGUUAUGUGCGCAAAAGGACGCAGAGCGUCAGAGGUGUGCUGCUCCGAAAGGAGUUUGGAUAAAGUGGCGCUAUAAGAAACUUACACACCUCCGCUGUCACUGUCAUCGCAGCACAGGUACGAACCAGGAUCCCGGAAGAACUCGUUGUACAGGUUACCCUUUGUUUUUAGAGUUACUUGUACGUUUCUGAGUGAACGAACUCAGAUGGACUUGUUUACUUUAUUCAAGAAAAAAAAUUAUCUCUCAAAGUUUCUGAUUAUAAAGUAAAUUAGCGGAAAGAAAAUGAAGGAUCAGAAGAAGAAGAAGCUGUUCGUGGUGGUGGAUGUGCUGUGCGUUACAGCUGCGGCACUGCCUUUCAUCAUUAUGACCAUUGUCUCCAAGCCAUACCAAAGAGGCAUUUACUGCAAUGAUGACAGCAUCAAGUAUCCCCUAAAACUAGACACCAUCACCCCCGGUAUGCUGGCAGCUAUCACCAUCUGCUGUACUCUCGUCAUUAUCUCAUCUGGAGAGGCUUAUCUGGUCUACAGACAGAGGAUUCAGUCUAACACACAGUUCAAUCAGUAUAUAGCUGCACUCUACAAGGUAGUAGGCACCUUUCUGUUUGGAGGAGCUGUCAGCCAGUCACUUACUGACCUUGCAAAGUACACUAUUGGGCGUCCAAGGCCAAACUUCAUGGCAGUAUGUGCACCGAAAGUCUGCACAGGAUACAUGCCAGUGAUCAACUGCACUGGGACUCCUGAGGAUGUCACAGAGUCUAGAUUGUCCUUCUAUUCUGGUCACUCCUCUUUUAGCAUGUACUGCAUGCUUUUCCUAGCGCUUUACGUGCAGGCGAGAUUUGUGGCAAAGUGGGCCAGACUUCUCCGGCCCACCAUCCAGUUCUUCCUGGUGGCCUUCGCGGUUUAUGUGGGUUACACCCGAGUCUCUGAUUACAAGCACCAUUGGAGCGAUGUGCUGGUGGGGCUGCUGCAGGGAGCGCUUGUUGCUUUGCUAAAUGUGCACUUUGUGUCGGAUUUCUUCGAGAAGUGUCCUAAACGUUCCAAGAGGCCGGGCACUCGCGAUGGUGAGGAACCAGAAAGGAAACCCAGCGUGCAGAUUGCAGACUCUGAGAACAGCAACCAUUACAACUACCACAGUCGUGGCACUGUGUGAUAGUGGACUUAGGAACAAAGACUGCAAACCUGCAGACCACAAACCUGUGUGAUAGCGUCACAUCCAGGGGCUUCAACCUGGUUAGAUCAGGUAAUAACCUGGGUUAUAUGCAAUCCUGACUCUUCAGGAUGCCUUCUGUCCUGGAACUGUGUCAAAUUUUAAUGUUUUGGUAAGUUUUGCAAUCGGCCCUUUGUAUUUGUGUUUUAAAAAAGAAAGGAAAAGCUAGACUUCUGGCCUGUAACUUUCAACCUCUUUUCUCUGCAUCAACCACUCACUUUCCACCUGCUCCACUGGACUGAGGGAUGCAGCCCAUCCCUAGGCACCUGAGACACAACCAUGACACUUUUCUCCUGUAAGAGAGAAAGAAGCACAUUUUCAAGCUAUCAUUAUUAACGGUAAAGCAAAAAAAGCUGCAUUAACUGAAACAUCACAAACCAAAUGCAACAUGGGAAACAUUGUUACCUGUGUUAGCAAUGCAGGUUUCAAUAGCUGUAAGCUUCCAGUGUCUUUUUCCAGCACACUGACAAAAUAAUGUCAGGUAAAAGUCUCUCUGCAUUUGGGUUGAUACACAUUCUACUUUCUUUACUCAUUACUUGCAAAUUAGGGUUGUUAUUAUUAUGCAGUAUGCAUGUUAUCUGUUCCAGAAUGGAUCAGUGACAGCACCUAGAUUUCAGUUAUACAGAGCGAAUGCAGUGAUAACCUAAAAGUGCCUGAAAAGUGCCAAAAACUGCACCAGAAUCUGGGCACGGUUUCAGAAUUCAAAGCAGCUAUUUCACUUCCAGUGAGUUCUUUAAUUUUAAUUAAAACUACACCGAUUAAUGGAGCUUUAACAUUAGAGUGUAUUUUUUGAUUUGUGAAAGUAGAAAACCAAAUUUGUCUAGAAUAAUUGUAACGAGAAGAAUGUUCAGGCAGGAAUGUUUCUAAGUGUUGGUGGAUUCAUGUCAUUUUAUUGGACCUACAGUAGAAGAAUACUGAAUUUCUGACUGUCGGUUAACUUAUUUUCCUAUAUAAUGCCAUCCUGUUGACAGCAUGUCUCAAAAGCUAAAAUACAGGUUUUUUCCUGGCAGUCGACCAAAUCGUGGAGUCCGUGUCACCUCGUUCAACAGAAAUCUAUGGAUCUUGCUGCCUGUUUGAUAAAUACAUUUUUAAAAUGCUUGAGUAAAUAUUACCCGAAUUAACAAUGUUGUUAUAACUUUUUAUUACAUUGCUGAUUUUGUGGUGGUUUUUCUUUGGCUCUGGCGAAAAUCUUAUUGGCAUGUGGCCCUAAAAACUCCUGAAACGUUAGCUAUAGACCAUCCAGAGCUGCUUACAUGAGCUGUAGAGCCGGUUAACCAACAUGGGAAACAAGAACAUCCAGUAAUGUUUCAUAACUGCCGUACAAACAGAUCUGUGUCUCUGCUAGAACAAACAUUUUGUUCUUAAAGUGCUAGACAGGUUUACCAGCUGACAACACACUAAUUAGAUUAGUGCUCAUUCAUGUUGGCAGACUUCACUAACUGUCAUGUGAUAUCACUGAUUUCAUUACGUUUAGCAUGAAACUGAGCUAAGGUGAGGACACAUCGAAUCUUCAGCUUUUAGGCUCAUGUCCAGACUGGAAAGUUUCUGAAAUGUAAACAUGUAAUUGUGGAUUAGAUUAAUGAUUUGUUUGAUCACCUAUGUGAAAUGGACUGCAGUAGCAGACACCAUUGAUGCCUGUAGCUUUUAUUUCUGCUGGACUUGAUGUGUCAUACCACUACUAUACAAUCAAUCAAAUAUUAAGAAACGUUGCCUCUAUCUUGUGUCCCUUUUCCACUUUUUUUUCUAAUUUUUUGUUAGAAAAAAAAAUUGUUUAGCAAAUAAUAAUCAAAGAUGGACGAGACAGCCAUUUUGAAAGUGGUUAAUAAGUUAUUUUGAAUAUAAAAUGUUCUUUAUGUACUUUUAUAAGGUUGGAAGUGCCAGCUCUAAGGUUUUUUGUGCAAUCACCCCAGCUUGCCACUAUGAGCCACAAAUACUGUAUCCAUGAAUGCUAUAAGACAUGUUUUUAAGUUUUGUGAAGUACGUGUGUGUUUAUACACCUAUAUUUGAAAUAAAUAACAGACAACAACAAAAAGAAUGAUUAAUAUAUAAAUUGUAUGCUUUUAUUUCAAAUGUAGGGAUGUUUUAGUCUUACCUGUACAGUGUGCUUUGGCCCGGGAUUUCUCAGACUGGUGCCUGUUGGAUUUGCUACACAAACAAAUCCAAUUCCAGGUCCAAACGGAUGCCAGAUGCCUUGGCAGGGCUCUUAAAUGGCUGCUGUAAUGAUGAAGAGUUACAUACCCAGCUGUGUAUUUGAAGCUUGUAACACUGCUCUGGUUCCACUUCAAACAUUGGUCCAUGUUCCUUUUCCCCUUCCUGUGCUGAUGAAUGGUGUGCAUAAGGUCUCAUGUGUAGAUCUUGUACAGUGUAUAAACAA
Messenger RNA from Haplochromis burtoni (Burton's mouthbrooder), 3750 nucleotides. RefSeq names its product phospholipid phosphatase 2b (gene plpp2b). Gene Ontology annotation, biological process: phospholipid dephosphorylation; signal transduction; phospholipid metabolic process. The record is from RefSeq and is a predicted model, not a curated record. Bases 453 to 1319 code for a protein of 288 amino acids. The transcript has 6 exons. Gene Ontology annotation, molecular function: phosphatidate phosphatase activity. NCBI's taxonomy places the organism in Eukaryota, Metazoa, Chordata, Actinopteri, Cichliformes, Cichlidae.